AUGCACUGUCACACACAUACCACACGCACACACACCACCGCCGCCGCUGCCGCCACUGCCACCGCCGCACACACACAGUGACGGCUGCCAGGCGCAGUGGGAAGCAAGCCGUCAGGGAGAAAGCUUGAGAAGAAAGAGAGGGAUUGCAAAGGGGAAGCGAAGAAAAGAGAAGAGAGUUGGAGGAGGCACCUUGUGGAUCAGAAGGGAUUUUCCUCUGUGUGAGUGCGCGUCUGGAUAAGGCUAUCUGCUUCUUCCUGAGCGCGAGGAGUUUUUACCGAGGCUUUUUCUUUUUUGCUCAUCCUCCACGCCGGGCUCCAGCAACAUCCACCUAUCUAUCCCCGGAGCUUAACAAAAGAAGGAGGGAGUGAGAGAGAGAGUGAGAAAAAAGGCAGUCACAGCUUCAGCUCCAGACCACCCUCUCUCCUCCUCCUCCUCCUCCUCCUCCUCCUCCUCUUCUCUCUUCAGCUCCACAUCCAUUUGUGAGUUCAUCGCUGAUUUAACUGUCUUGUGAGGAUAGAGCAGCGGACGGCGUGUGUUCUCCAGGAUACAGCCGAGCCCCCGUUGGGAUCAGGGUCUCGUCUGGUGUGAGAGAGAGGGAGGAAGAACGAGACAGGGAAACGGAUACACGGGAAGAGAGAAAGAGACGGAGAGAGACAAGAGUGAGAGACGCCGGAAAGCAAAUUGAGGGGCAUGUUCAGGGCAGCAGAGAAGAAAAAGAGUGAGUCUGAUUUUUAGAGCGGAGAGUGCAAGGAACUGGAUCCCAUCCAUUCCUCCCUCCUCCUCCUCCUUCUCAUCCUCUUCUUCUUCCCUCUCCUUUUAACCUCUCUCCGUCCUGCUCUUCAAUCCCCCCUAUUGUUUCCUGUAUUGCCUCCUACUAUCCUUUCAUUUCUUCUUUUCCUCACCCUCCACCUCCGUCUCCCCAAGCCCCUUUUUUGCUGCCACUCCGGAUUCUCUCUGUCUCUCUUUCCAGACCCAUGGGAAGAAUGGUUUUGUGAGGUUCCCGGUGUGCUCCCAGACAAGUAGACAGACUAUAGUCCCAAGUACUAUCUGCCCGUCCAUCCUUCCCUUCCUCUGUGCAUUCAUCAAGCACACCUCAGUAAGAGAGAGCGUUCUCUCCCUGCAUCCUCCACUCUUGGAAACAGUCGUCUGAAGGAUCCAGGCCAGCCCCUCGGAGUGAACGUACCCCACCUGCGAGCUUCUAUCUCCAGCCUCCAGGACCUUCAGUUGAUUCCAGCUACAUGGGAAAACGUUUGGAGCAGCAGCCAAUGUACCCCCACUACACCUACUACUACCCCCACUAUCUCCAGACCAAGCAGUCCUAUGCUCCUCCCCCUCAGCCCAUGGCUCCGCCCAGCCCCGGCACCACAGGAGGAGGAGGAGGAGGAGGUGGAGGGGGAGGUCAUGGAGGAGGGCUAGCGGAGCAGCUUAGUAAGACCAACCUGUACAUCAGGGGCCUGCCGCCGGCCACCACCGACCAGGACCUCAUCAAACUCUGCCAGCCAUAUGGAAAGAUUGUGUCAACAAAGGCCAUCCUGGACAAGAACACCAAUCAAUGCAAAGGCUAUGGAUUUGUGGACUUUGACAGCCCUGCAGCAGCCCAGAAGGCUGUGGCCUCGCUCAAAGCCAGCGGAGUCCAGGCACAGAUGGCAAAGCAACAGGAGCAAGACCCCACCAACCUUUACAUCUCGAACCUGCCACUGUCCAUGGAUGAGCAGGAGCUGGAGAACAUGCUGAAGCCCUUUGGUCAUGUCAUUUCCACACGGAUACUGAGGGAUGCCAACGGCCUGAGCAGAGGAGUCGGCUUUGCUAGGAUGGAGUCGACAGAGAAGUGCGACGUGGUGAUUCAGAAUUUCAACGGGAAAUUCUUGAAAACCCCUCCAGGCAUGACUGCCCCUGCAGAGCCGUUGCUGUGCAAGUUUGCUGACGGAGGCCAGAAGAAGAGGCAGACCCAGGUCAAGUAUCCCCAGAAUGGCCGACCGUGGACGCGGGAAGGAGAGAGUGGUAUGGCGUUGACGUACGAUCCCUCCGCGAUGCAGAACGGGUUCUACUCUUCGCCAUAUAGCAUCUCCACCAAUCGGAUGAUCGCACAGACGUCAAUCACACCCUUCAUCGCUGCCUCUCCUGUCUCUACAUAUCAGGUCCAGAGUACAUCUUGGAUGCCACAUCAACAGUAUGUUAUGCAACCUACGGGUGCUGUGAUCACCCCAGCCGCGGCCAUAGAGCCCAGUUUGUCGCUCCACCCCUCCAGUGUAAUGGCUCCUCUCACCCAGCAGAUGAACCACCUGUCUCUGGGCACUUCAGGCACCUACAUGCCUGCUGCAGCCGCUGCUCCUAUGCAAGGAACCUACAUUCCCCAGUACACUGCAGUGCCUGCCUCUGCCAUCACAGUGGAAGGCGUGGUGACAGACCCACCUCCACAGACAGCCGCCCCCUCCUCGCAGGACGCCAGCGGGCAGCAGCCUUUAUCAGUGGAGAAUACAGGAGAUCAUGCCACAGCCUACUCUUACCAGCAGUCUAAAUAACAAGAUUGGUAGGAAUCAUUGCUGCAUUGCCUUUAGAAGGACUGCACUGAGGCGCUGGAGACACAGAGAGAAUCAAAAUGAAACGGGGGAGAAAAAAAGAGGUGACAUGGGCAACACUGAGGGGAGAAUGCUUCCACUGUGCACAGGCACCAAAUAAAAGACAAAAUGAAGAAAAAAAAAUCAAUUAUAUUUCUUACCUGGUUGAACCGAGAAAAGGUUUGCUGAACUUGAGGACAAUGAAAUCAAACACAGUCUGCAACUUUGAGUUUAUCAUUUCUCACUGUGAGACUGGACUUUGCCUCCAAAGGAAACAGAGAAGACAUAGACUGAAAUGUAAACUCAACCAACAAGCUGUACAGAAAAAAAGAACAUUUGAAUGUGCAGGUAGAUUUUCAAACUUUUUUUAUUAAAAAAAGAGGGAAGCAAAGUCAAGAAAAAAAAAACAGCAGAUUGUCUUCCUUUGAUAUUAAGCUACAUUAUUUUCAUUCUUUUUAUUAUUUGAGUAGUUUUCUAGAAUAUCAAUGUUUUCGUAAAUCUUUAUUGCCUUAAUUUUCUCAAACUUUGGGAAAAAAGUUUCCAUAGUGUUGAAUUAUUAAAAAAAAAAAAGACUGGUUGAAUGAUCUGAGAAGAAAUCUACAAAGCUAUCUGUACAGGAUAAAAAAUAAGGUUGUAUUUGUAUGACAAUGAUUUUAAAUUAUGUGGUGCAGUGCAGCUGAUGUUGGUUGGUAGGAAAAAAAAAUCUUCUUUAAUGCGACUUGUGGGAAGGGUCAUUCCACUGCUUCCUGGAAAAUGCAGUUAAGUUCAAUCAUGGGGUAAAAGUUCUGUUCGUCCAUCACAUUUGUAUUUUUGUUUUUUUGGGGGGGGGGUUGAUUGCAGUCUUUUGAGCAUCAAAACGUUUUUGCUUUGCCUGCUUUCCUUGUCUCACUGCAAAGAGAAAAGUAAAAAAAAAUGGAACAUUUCUGACUUUGACAAAAGGCGGAAAAAAAAGCUAGGAUUUUUAAAUGUGCAAAAAGCAAUAGUUUUAGUAAAACUGUUGACAGUUUCUUGAGUCUUUCUUAACUGUUGAACAAAAGCAGCCUACAGGUGGCAUAUUUUAUACCAAAGAUGAAGAAACUAGGUAGUAAAGAGAUCUUCCUUGUGUUGCUUUUUCUUUAUUUUUUCACCACUCAAACUGAGAUUUUGCUUGCUUGUUAUGCUGUUGAUGUGUGCGAUGAUGUUACCGGUGACUGAGAACAUGCAGUAGGUCUUUAACACAACUGCCUCAACCAGAAGAGUGUGCUCUGAGGUGCUUUGUUCGUCACAUGAUCAAACAUGCUGUUGAUCUAAAGUGGCGCUGCAGCAUCUGUCAAGAGACCAGACACCCUGUGGAAAGCGGAGGAGGUAGGUAUGUUACUGGGAAUAAGUUGGUGUACUAAAGAGGCUGAAAAUGGAUUAUAUCCUGUGGAAUACACCCGCUCCAGGCUGCAUUGACCAAUCUCAAAUCCACUGGCAUGCUGUAAGUCAUGAUGACGGCUUGCCAGAACGCUCUACAUGUCAUUAUUUUGAAGUGUCAGUACAUAAAACAAACUGUUUUUACGCCGCUGUCUUGCCAAACACAAGCCAUUUAAAAUGUGAGCAGGCCGAUGAUCUCUGCUAGAGGAACGGGCAUUUUUCAGUUGAAUGAAAUCAUUUCAUUUUAUGUACAUUCUUAAAGGACAGACAUUUUGUUUUCUCUUUUCUUUUUGUGUUGCCUUUUUCUUUUCUUUUUUUGGUCUUUUUUGAGAAUUGAUUAUGAUGUGUGAGCUGCUAAAUACUUUUCAUUACUGAGGAUUUCGGUUGUCUUGUGUUGAGUGGGUGUGGGAGAGGUACACCUCCAGAAUUACAGCAAUUGACCAUUUUAAGCCAAGAUAAAGACAGUUAAUUGCUCCCCAGGACUUGAGCAUCCCUCAUGUCUUGUUCAAAUGAAAGAAGUUCCUGUUCCUGGUUGCAGCCCUUGAAAAACAAAAACAUGCGACUCUCUUGAUAGAUUCAAUCUGGAAAUAAGAAUCGGCAUUAUUUGUACUGAGUAAGAGAGCGUCGUUGAGUUGAGAACAAAAAACAACAAAGAAAACACUCUGUGGACUUUAACUGGCUGACACUGGCUCUGAGGUCACACCUUUGAGGCCCCAUCCUACCUGACCCCUAACUGAAAGGAAACUAAUGGAGAAGGAGGAACGGACGGACAGACACACAGACAAAGCAUGGUUCAACCAAAAUCAAGCAGAUACAAACCUCUAUGGGAAAAUAAAUUAUGGAAAGAAGAGAGAAAGUAGAGAAAGCGAGAACAAAAGUAAUAUUUAUGAGAUCUUUUUUUUGUACAGGUGUGUAAAAGAAGAUGCAACAGAAAUAACUUUGAUGAUGCUAUUUUUUUAUUUGCUUGGUCACAUGCCUCCCAUGUCUUUCAAAUUGUGAUUCUGAGAGUGUCUGUAGAACCAGUGGAUAUUGCUGUAGUUUCAAAUGUCUCUUUUCUUUUUUUGGUUUCUUUUUAGACAAAUCUUUCAAUAAAAAAAUGUUUCAAAC
This is a messenger RNA of Chelmon rostratus (copperband butterflyfish), 5060 nucleotides long. RefSeq names its product RNA-binding motif, single-stranded-interacting protein 3-like. Gene Ontology annotation, molecular function: mRNA binding. The coding region runs from base 1239 to 2522 and encodes 427 amino acids. NCBI's taxonomy places the organism in Eukaryota, Metazoa, Chordata, Actinopteri, Chaetodontiformes, Chaetodontidae. The record is from RefSeq and is a predicted model, not a curated record. The transcript has 14 exons. Gene Ontology annotation, cellular component: cytosol; ribonucleoprotein complex.